CGCUGCUCUGACACCCGGAUACUGCUCGGCGCAGCCCCCCCCCUCCCCCCCGGCCCGCCCCCCUCCUCCCCGCCCCAGCCAGCUCCGCUCACCCCCUCCCUGGCCCCUGCUCCAGGCCCCCGCCGCGGGACGAGGAGGAGGAGGAGGGCUCCCCGCAGACAAUGGACGAGCACCCCGGAGCCGGAGGAGGCGGUGGGAUGGCGGCGGCCCCGAGACCGCAGCAGCCACCGCCGCAGGCGGGUGGGAACAUGAACCUGCAGUCGGGUGGGGGCUGCGUGGGGGCUGGAGCCGGCGGAGGAGGAGGAGGGCAACAGCAGCAGCCCCAGGGCCCCGCGGCCCCGGCUGGUCAGGAGGCGGCGGGCCCCGCCGAGCUGUCCCGGCCCCAGCACUACACCAUCCCGGGGAUCCUGCACUACAUCCAGCAUGAGUGGGCUCGAUUCGAGAUGGAGCGGGCGCACUGGGAGGUGGAGCGGGCCGAGCUUCAGGCUCGGAUAGCAUUUUUACAAGGGGAAAGAAAGGGUCAAGAAAAUUUGAAGAAAGAUUUAGUGAGAAGAAUAAAAAUGUUAGAAUAUGCAUUAAAACAAGAAAGGGCAAAAUAUCAUAAAUUAAAAUAUGGCACAGAAUUGAACCAAGGUGACUUGAAAAUGCCAACUUUUGAAUCAGAAGAAACCAAAGAUAUGGAGGUUCCUGCAGUACCUCAAAAUAGCCAAUUGACCUGGAAGCAAGGCAGACAGUUACUAAGACAGUAUCUUCAGGAAGUAGGUUAUACAGAUACAAUAUUGGAUGUACGCUCCCAGCGGGUAAGGUCUUUGCUUGGGCUCUCCAAUUCAGAACCAAACGGUUCGGUAGAGACAAAGAACUUAGAACAGAUCCUCAAUGGGGGUGAAUCUCCUUCAUCGAAACAAAAGGGACAGGAAAUCAAAAGGAAUUCUGGUGAUGUUCUUGAAACAUUUAACUUCUUAGAAAAUGCAGAUGAUAGUGAUGAAGAAGAAGAGAGUGACAUGAUAGAAGAUAUUGCAGAAGGAAAAGAAAAGCACCGGAUAAAUAAGAAACACAAAAUUGGUAAUGAAGGUUUAGCUGCUGACCUUACAGAUGACCCCGAUACUGAAGAAGCUUUGAAAGAAUUUGAUUUUUUAGUGACAGCUGAAGAUGGUGAGGGAGCUGGAGAAGCUCGAAGUUCAGGAGAUGGAACAGAGUGGGACAAAGAUGACCUGUCCCCAACUGCUGAGGUUUGGGAUGUAGACCAGGGACUAAUAAGUAAACUGAAGGAACAGUACAAGAAGGAACGAAAGGGGAAGAAAGGGGUAAAGAGAGUCAACAGGACAAAACUUCACGACAUGAUAGCUGAUCUGGGCGAUGAUGAGAUACCCCACAUCCCUUCAGGAAUCAUUAAUCAAUCUAGGUCACCCUCUUCUAGAAUGACUGAUCAUGAAGGUGCAAGAGCAGAGGAAGCUGAGCCAAUAACGUUUCCACCUGGAGGAGGCAAGUCAUUUAUUAUGGGUUCUGAUGAUGUGUUGUUAAGUGUACUGGGCCUUGGAGACCUUGCAGACUUGACAGUAACAAAUGAUGCAGACUAUAGUUAUGAUCUGCCAGCUAAUAAAGAUGCCUUCCGAAAGACAUGGAACCCUAAGUAUACGCUACGCAGUCAUUUUGAUGGAGUGCGGGCAUUAGCUUUUCAUCCUGUAGAGCCUGUGCUGGUUACAGCCUCUGAGGACCAUACUCUGAAACUUUGGAAUUUGCAGAAAACGGUUCCUGCCAAAAAGAGUGCCUCUUUAGAUGUAGAACCCAUCUACACAUUUAGGGCCCACAUUGGACCUGUAUUGUCAUUGGCAAUUAGUUCCAAUGGAGAACAGUGUUUCAGUGGUGGUAUUGAUGCAACCAUCCAGUGGUGGAACAUGCCGAGCCCUAACGUGGAUCCAUAUGAUACCUAUGAGCCAAACGUUCUAGCUGGCACAUUAAUUGCUCACACAGAUGCAGUCUGGGGUCUUGCUUACAGCGGUAUAAAGAAUCACUUACUGUCUUGUUCAGCAGAUGGCACUAUUAGAUUAUGGAACCCACCAGAAAAAAUGCCCUGUAUUUGCACUUACAAUGGAGAGAAAGAGCACGGAAUACCUACAUCAGUUGACUUCAUAGGUUGUGACCCUGCUCAUAUGGUGGCAUCUUUUAACACUGGCAGCACAGUCAUCUAUGAUUUAGAAACAUCCCAGUCAGUGGUAAUGCUUUCAUCACAAACAGAAUCUGGUGUACAAUCAAAUAAUCAUAUUAACAAAGUAGUAAGUCAUCCUACACUUCCUGUAACUAUUACAGCACAUGAAGAUAGACACAUCAAAUUUUUUGACAACAAAACGGGUAAAAUGAUCCAUUCUAUGGUUGCUCACUUGGAUGCUGUCACAAGUCUAGCUGUAGAUCCUAAUGGAAUCUAUUUAAUGUCUGGAAGCCAUGAUUGUUCCAUUAGGUUAUGGAAUUUGGACAGCAAGACAUGUGUGCAAGAAAUAACAGCUCAUAGGAAAAAGCUGGAUGAAUCAAUUUAUGAUGUAGCAUUUCAUCCGUCAAAAGCAUAUAUUGCCAGUGCAGGAGCUGAUGCCCUUGCCAAAGUAUUUGUGUGACAUAGCAGAACAAACCUGCGUCAUAACAGCAGGUCUGUUUGGACAAAAAAGAGGGAAUGCAUCACUGCCAUCAAUGAUAAGGUUACCAAUAAGACACUACAUCUGAUCUGCCUGGGUGGAGGCUCUUAUGUGGUAUAAGUUGGCGAAAAGUCACCAUAUCUUGAACAAUGUCAGGCUCAUUCAUUUAACUGUAAUUACUGUAUUUGGGGGGGGUGGGGAGAAAUACAAAAAAAAAGAAAACCAGUAUUUGUAGCCUUGACUGGAUAUGAACUGAGCGUAUGUCUGUUCUUUAGGUGUCUUUAAGCAAACGUGGAGUCUGAUCUUACAAAAGACUUUUAUUUUGGACUCUGUGUGCUGCCUUAGGGUUAGGAAUGUGGUGCUCUUGUGGAGGGAAGUGAGCUCCAAGAGUAGCUUUCUUUUCAUCUCUUAGUAAUCUUCUGUUUAUCAGUUGAAUGCCACAGAUUCCCCUUUUAAACUUUUAUUUUGCUUUAAAGAAAAGGAAAUUUAACUUAAAAUAUUUUAGCAUUAGUUGCACAAAAUGUUUGGAUAAAAUUCUAGUUUUUAUAAGUCUUUUUAUAUAUUUAGCCUGUCACAACAGUGCUCAAGAUUGUAUUGAUAAUGUUUUUCUGCAUUAUAGAACCCUAAAACACAGAGAUCUCACUGACCCGCUGCCGUGUAACCACACUCUUCCCUUCUUUUGCCUAAUACAGCUCAGCUAAGUCCUUGCAUAAGGAUGCUAAUUCAUCAUCAUCGCAUAACUGUCUUCAUAAAUAAAGGACUGUAAAAUGUGUUCAAAUGAAACACAGAGGGGUUAACACCCCCGAAUGAACUCUUUAAAAAAAAAAAAAUUAAUCUUGGCAUCCUAUCACUAUGUGAUAUUUUGUACAUCUUACUGUAUUUACGAGUUUAUUUAUCAAGGAUUACCCAUCUUGCUAAUGGCCUAUUGUUAUUUAUUUCACUUUUUGUUGGUCUUUAUAUCCUUUUAUGUAGUGUGUUAAAGGGCCCUGUAUAUCUGUUACGGCACUCUUUGAACAGUCUAAAAUAGAUGAGAAAAUGGGAUGUUUGAUAAUUCUAAAGUCGCAAACCAAGAAUUUUUUUCCUCUGGUUAAGUACCUGGAGUGGAGUUGAUUCCAAAAAACAAUUUGUUUCAGAACUUUUGGAGUGAAAAAUAUUUUUAUUUGCGUUUCAAAUAGAAUACAAAAGUAGUUGAUUCAAGAUUCAUAAAUCUGCUGUGUUUUGACUAGUUACUCCCUGCUUUUAUUUUAUUUUCAGAUGUGCUUCAGUUUAUGGUGUAACUAAAGAUUUUGUUUGUGUAAUGCAUGAUUAAUACAAUAAAGUAUUUUUUCUAGUCUUCCACAAAACUUUUCUGAUCAGUUUGCGAGUUUUGAUGAGUUUUGUAAGGUUUCUGUUUUACAAACAAUGAAUCAGCAAAUUUUUAAGAUUGUAUCACAUAGCAAAAGUACAGCUGUUGAAAAAUACUGUAUAUAAAAUGCAUAUAAUAAAUAUUAAAUGGUGUACCUGUAUGUUACUGUUGGCUACAUUAUUUUGUGUUGCAGAGUUUGACAGUGUCAUUCUACAAAUUACUAAAUUAGGUCUAAAUUUUAGCAAAAUGACCAUUUGUUUAUUAUGCUUAUGAGCUGCUUUGCUUUUGGAAAAUUGUAAUAGUUGUCUGGAUGUCAACCGACUGUUCAGUUUCAAGCAGGAGUACCCACAUAUAAGAACAUGUUUCCACAAUAUUUUUGAAAAUUUUUACAAGAACAAAUUGGAAAUUGCUAAUGUAUUCUUAGAGCCUUUAUAAGGCGAUAAUCACACUGGUUUUUUGCUAUCUCUGUAUAUGAAGUGGUUCUCGAGUGAUUUAGGAGCCAGAAAGAGAGUCUGUUUUUAUUUCAAAUUGCCUCUGAAUCAUUGUGUUGAAUUUAAAAAAAAAAAAAAAAAUUAAUUUCUAAAUGCUUAAAAUCUGCUUAUAGGUCAAAUUUUACCUAGUAACCUUUGUCCAUUUUUUUACAAGUCCUCCAAUAAAGAACAAUGGGCAACUGGGCAGCCUUUUUGCAAAAGGCUAAGCUGCAGGUCAACAUUUAAUUACACUGUGAGGAGUCACUUUCCUGAAAGUGUAUCAGCAGAAGCAGAAUACCACAAUAUGAAUCUUAGGUUUUUCAUGUAAAAAUAGUGUGUUUGGGUAUAUAAAUUACCUUAAGCUGGAACAUGUUCCUAUAAGUGGUUGUAACUGUAUUGUUCCAUGUAAGCUUGCAGUUUUGCAGUGAGAAUGUAUCUCAUGCCAUCUCAUGUCAAGCGAAUUAGAUUUUUAAAAAAAAAAAAAAAAGGAAAGGAAAAAAAGGUGCUUAUGGUAGGCAGAAUAGUGCAGUUAUAUUCUGAAAUUAAUUUUGUUUUAUUAAUAAUGUUACGUUGUUUGAAAUGUUGAAGUAAGUUAUAAUUGUAUAGAAAUUGGAGAAUUUUGUCCUUUAUCAUGAAGAUUAAGGUGAGGCCUUUCAGUAACUGCUUGUAGGACACUAAGACUUUACUUUUGAAAGUAACAUUCAGCUGAUUUGCACUUUUUGUUCCUUCCAGUCUAAAGCAUUCAACUAAUCAACAGACAAGAGAGUAUUUGAAUUUUAUUGGAAGUAAUUUCAUAAUCGCCUUUUCUGAAGCCAAACAUUGUUUCUGGCAGCUCUUCCAGACUGCUGCAUUUUAAUGCUUAAAUGAAAUGUGAUUGUUUAAUAAACAUUGCCAUGCAUAACAUUUACUUUUUUUUUUUGAACUGUAUUAAAAUUGAAACGGUAAAACCAAAAAUACUUGCUUAUUUUCCUUAAUUGAAAUCUUAAGGGUCAUCUUAGUUCACUGAUGCAUAGUGGAUCAAAUGCUGUAGUGAGGCUUCAUUUAUUGACUAUUGACAAUAAUCUGUAAUACAGUCUUAGUUUGUUUAUUGUGGGGUAUAGCAUGCUAAAACUUCUAUUUGUUUUUUGUUUUUUAGAACAGAAGAGCUGUA
Messenger RNA from Chroicocephalus ridibundus (black-headed gull), 5589 nucleotides. RefSeq names its product striatin 3 (gene STRN3). Gene Ontology annotation, cellular component: dendrite. The transcript has 18 exons. The coding region runs from base 162 to 2606 and encodes 814 amino acids. Lineage: Eukaryota; Metazoa; Chordata; Aves; Charadriiformes; Laridae. The record is from RefSeq and is a predicted model, not a curated record. Gene Ontology annotation, molecular function: armadillo repeat domain binding; protein phosphatase 2A binding; protein-containing complex binding.